AUGGCAUCUUUGAAGAUAUGGGAUCAUCUGCAGGCUGGCAGCUCCGAGGUGGACUGGUGUGAAGACAACUACAAAAUCGUCCCCACCAUCGCCGAGUUUUACAAUACAGUCAGCAACAUUUUGUUUUUUGUUUUACCACCCAUAUGCAUGUGCCUGUUCCGUCAGUACGCCACCUGCUUCAACAGCGGCAUAUAUUUAAUAUGGACCCUACUUGUUGUGGUUGGAAUUGGGUCAGUGUAUUUUCAUGCAACACUGAGUUUCCUGGGGCAGAUUUUGGAUGAAUUGGCUAUUCUCUGGGUGUUAAUGUCUGCAUUAGCAAUGUGGUUUCCAAAAAGGCACUUGCCAAGAAUGUUCCGACAUGACAGGUGGAGAUUUAAAGCAGUAGUUGGAAUUCUAUCUGGAAUUACAACAGUCUUGGCAUUUAUCAAGCCUGCAAUCAACAAUAUUUCUCUAAUGACACUUGGAAUACCCUGUACAAUCUUACUCAUCACAGAGCUUAAGAGGUGUGACAACAUGCGGGUUUAUAAGUUGGGUCUGAUGUCAGGCUUUUGGUGGACCUUAGCAUUAGUCUGCUGGAUCAGCGACAAAGCAUUCUGUGAAAUAUGGUCUCAUUUCAACUUUCCUUACCUCCACUGUGUAUGGCACAUUCUCAUCUGCCUGGCUGCCUACCUCGGCUGUGUCUGCUUUGCCUACUUCGAUGCAGCAUCUGAAAUCCCAGAGCAGGGGCCUGUCCUAAAGUUCUGGCCCAGCGAGAAGUGGGCUUUCAUCGGAAUUCCCUAUGUCAGCUUGCUUUGUGCCCACAAGAAGUCACCUGUGAAAAUUACAUGA
This is a messenger RNA of Staurois parvus, 828 nucleotides long. The record is from the annotation of a GenBank genome assembly. NCBI's taxonomy places the organism in Eukaryota, Metazoa, Chordata, Amphibia, Anura, Ranidae.